Molecule: messenger RNA, 2055 nt
Organism: Solenopsis invicta (red fire ant)
Lineage: Eukaryota; Metazoa; Arthropoda; Insecta; Hymenoptera; Formicidae
Product: major facilitator superfamily domain-containing protein 6-A
Exons: 10
Coding region: 282-1889 (535 amino acids)
Cellular component (GO): membrane
Source: RefSeq, a predicted model, not a curated record
CCUUAUUCUGAAUUUUUCAUACAGUAGCAAUAGCCGCGGCAAAUAAUUACAUCGAUACAACGUACAUAGUUUUGACAUACAGAAUCAGUAUCUAAACAACACAACAAUGAAAUCAUUUUAUAAACCUUAAAGGAUUUAUGAAUUAUUCAUUCUCGGCAGAUCAAUUGGGUAACUGAAUAAUGUUUUAAUACGUUACUGUAUAAACGAGAAACUGUUAAGUGAUAAGACAGAAUUUGUUCAAUUGUUUGGAAUCAUUAUUUGUCUUUAUUUCAAUAUAAAUCAUGAAAAUAAAUUAUUCGCACUUACUUAUAAAGACGCAUUAUUUCCUUCUCUAUGGGAGUGUCGGCCCUUUUUUCCCAUAUUUACAUGUUUACGUAAAACAACGUGGUAUUUCAUCAGUAAUUAUUGGCAGUAUUACCGCGAUUCUGCCUAUAUUGUAUUUAAUAUCGAAACCAGUAUUAGGAUUCAUUAUAGAUUAUUUUCAAGCAUGGAGAAAAUUAAUUUUUAUGUCAUUAUUAUUCGUAGGAAUAAGCUCCCUCACUAUGGUAUUCCUUUUGUUGCCGUUGUUGGGUUCAGUGUCAGAAUAUCACUUUCAUAAUGUAUCUUGCGUAACUUUACCAUAUUGCGAUAUGGAAUAUCAUUCUUUGGCAAUUAAAUCGUGUAAUGGUACAAAAGAUGUUACUUGUCAUUGGGUAUGCAAAGACACGAAUUUUUCCAUGCAAUUAUCUUUUCAUGCAGAUCAAAAAAAAGCAAUUAUCUCACCAGAUACUACAUGCCUAUUAAAUAUCAAUGAUACAUUAUCGUGUCAAAGAAAUAUAACAAAUAAUUAUAAUUGUAACGUUAUUUGUGAUAAUUUCAAAGAGGAUAAAUGUUUAUAUACAUCUAUCAUUUUUUGGAUUUUUGUCCUCUUUAUGUCGCUUGGCACCGUUUCAUGUUUCACUUUCUCGAGCAUAAGUGAUGCAGUUUGUUUUGCCAUGCUAGGACUAGGUAAUCAGACGAAAUAUGGUAGACAACGAUUAUGGGGUGCAAUUGGUUACGGCGUUAGUGCAUUUUUAGCUGGAUACAUGAUGGACUUGUGGUCACACGGAGGAUUAUACAAAACUUAUACACCGUCGAUAAUUAUUGUGCUCAUAUUUGCUUGUACUGAUUUCAUCUGUUGUAUGAAACUAGAGCUGUCAUAUGAACCAGGAUCAAAAACCAUACUGAAAGAUGUGUUUGCACUUUUAAAAUUAAAAUCUAUCAUUAUAUUUCUAUGUAUCUCAACAUUCACCGGCUUCCUGAAUAGUGUCAUGCGCAACUUUUUGUUUUGGUAUCUGGAAGAUCUCGCUCUUGAGACAAGUUAUAUAAAUAAAAUUAAAUCGAUAGAAGGUUUAAUUAUAGCAGCGCAAAAUCUUGGUGGCGAAGUAACGUUCUUCUUCUUAUCUGGCAAAAUAUUGAAAAAGUUUGGAUACAGUUUUACCUUCACAUUUUGCUUUAUAUGCUACGCAUUCCGGAUGGUAUUAAUAAGUUUAGCGCCAACGCCGUGGUGGGUACUUCCAAUAGAAUUUUUCAUGCACGGACCAUCAUAUGCGUUAUGUGUAGCAGCAAUAGUAUCGUACGCGAGCGUAGUAGCACCAAGCGGUACAUUAACUACUGUUCAAGGACUGGUUCAAAGCAUGAAUGACGGUGUCGGGUUCUCAGUUGGCAGUUUGUUUAGUGGCAUCAUGUACAGAAAAUUUGGCGGAAUAAUGACUUUUAGAAUAUUUGCAGCAUUUGCAGCGUUUUCUGCAUUAACGUAUUUUAUUCUUUAUCAUAUAUACUUAAAGCAUGAAACAUCAGUUGCACGAAGUAAUAUUAAAUGGAGGGAAAUCAACGACGCACAGAAACAUUGUGUUACAGCAGAUAUUUAAUGUAAAUAUUUUUAAUUUUUUUUGGGGAUGAAAGAAUAUAUUAUAAAAUGUAUAAAUUAAUACAUUUUUAGCAGAGUAAAAUUAUAUUGAAUUUAAACUUUUCUUUAAUACUAAUUGUUAAUGAUAACUUUUUGAACAAUAUUAAAUAAACCAAGAUUUAUUAAAA